Molecule: messenger RNA, 1242 nt
Organism: Cydia fagiglandana
Lineage: Eukaryota; Metazoa; Arthropoda; Insecta; Lepidoptera; Tortricidae
Exons: 6
Coding region: 1-1242 (413 amino acids)
Biological process (GO): proteolysis
Molecular function (GO): serine-type endopeptidase activity
Source: RefSeq, a predicted model, not a curated record
AUGGUUAUAUAUUUGAUAGUGGGAGCUUUCGCUGAAGAUGAAAUCAAACGCGGCAUAUAUCCAUUCAUGGCAUUCAUAUAUUAUCAAGAUGAAACAAUCCUGGGACUGGGAGGGGGCAGGUUUCUACAAGGCGCCGUGCUCGUCCGGCCUAGCUUUUUGAUAUCGUCUUCGCCCGAGUCCACCAUCUCCAAAGACCCUCUCAGCAAGACAAUGCUGGCCAGAGUCGGGGCUACAGUCAUUGACCAGAAAUUUACGUUGAAUGAAGAUGAGGACGAGCAGGAACAAGAGGUCAUCCAAAUCACUCAACCUUUCGAACAUGACAGCAGCCAAUGGUGGCUCACGGACAUCUGCCUGUUGAAGACGCUGCAGCCUCUAGUGGCCACUAACGCCGUUCACUUCACACAGCUCUCUACGAAACAGGAGGCUGCUGAUAAAGUCUGCCACAUACUCAUUUACAAAAAAAAGAGCGGCACAGACGUCCGAGUGCUGACCCGUUUGUUCGUGGAGAUGCUGCCCACCUCGUCCGAAAACUGCGGGGAGCACUUCGUUCAUGGGACCAUGGCGUGUGCGGCCGACCAGGUCACCAGCGACGGAAUAAUGGCGUCUACGGACUUUUGUCAAGGCAACAAUGGCGGACCUCUCAUAUGCGAUAACGACGUGAUUGCGCUGCAAACCUACAUAAAGGAUGACUGCAAAGCGCCCCACUUGUAUCAACUCCUGUCACCGAGGAAAGUGUUUCUGGAUUGUGGUAUUGAUGAAAAAUGCGGCAAAGAGCAUUGCAAGCACGUUUGCUCCGUGAUUGAAAAGGAUGCUCCACCAACACCAACCGAUAGAUUAAAAGAAACAUCCCCAACGGAACUUGCAACGACCGAAUCACCUUCAUCAGAAGAUUCAGAAGCGACUACACCGGUGGAGCCCACUAAAACAAGCGAGCAGAAGGAAUCGGAAAAUUAUUCUCCCUUCUCCUUGUCAUCGACGAUUCUCACGACCAUUUCUGCAAGCACAAUUGACGCUAAUACUUCUUCUAAGUCGUGGCCAAAUGAGCGAGAUGGACGCAAGAUGAACGACGAGGAGACGGAUGCACUGAAUCGAACGGUAAGCGUAGAAGCGAAAAGCGCAACCGUCGACGAAGACACGCCGUCGCGUCGCAGCGGCACGCGUAGCCACGCAAGCGCUGACAACCUCAACCUAGCCAUAUUCCAGAGUUUCGUUUGCUAUGUCUUUAUAUGUAUUUUGUCAUAA